Messenger RNA from Pimephales promelas (fathead minnow), 2645 nucleotides. RefSeq names its product transmembrane protein 100. Lineage: Eukaryota; Metazoa; Chordata; Actinopteri; Cypriniformes; Leuciscidae. Gene Ontology annotation, biological process: cellular response to BMP stimulus. Gene Ontology annotation, cellular component: plasma membrane. The record is from RefSeq and is a predicted model, not a curated record.
UCCUCCCAGCCCCUCUGCUCUCAUUGGCUCCUCCCAGCCCCUCAUCUCUCAUUGGCUCCUCCCAGCCCCUCUGCUCUGUAGACUCAGUCAGCUCUGUUAGCAAAACAGACAAUGUGCUGCUGUUACAGGCAGGGGAGACUCAACACAUGCACAUCGCAGCCUGAGAGAGGAGAGGAUGUCUUCGCCUGCAUGACUCCAGUCAGACUCACUCAUCCAACUCUAUAUAUAGAGCGCAGCCAGAAAUAUCCCUCUCCCCAGGCAGAUGCCCACUCCCGAAGCAGCCGGCCGGAGGAGACGUCAGUGAGAUGGGCUGCUCAUCGGGCCGUCCCCCAGCCUCGGCUCAGCCGGACCCCGACCGCAGCCUGUCCCGCGCCGGCUCGAUCCCCGCGGCCGGAGCCAGAGAAGCCGAGGAUCUGUCCACUCUGGAGCGUUUGGCCCAGGCCACCGGGGGCACGGAGGAGUCCUGGUACCGGUGUGUGUUCCCGUUCGGGGUGAUCUCGCUGGUCAUCGGUGUGGCGGGCAGCGCCGUCACCUUCAGCUUCAACACGCUGCCCCAGACCCGCGUGGUGUCGCUGGUCCUGCUGGUGCUGGGCUUGGUCCUGCUGCUGGUGGCGGCCGCGUGCUGGAAGGCUCAUCGGACCCGCAGGAGAGAGAAGAAGGAGGCCGGCAUCUUCAGCUCAGAGCUGUACACGCUGUGAGUUCGUCUGCUGGCCCGCGGGCCCGGUGUGAGGGUAAGUGGCCUGGGACAUGUCCUCGCCUUCACAGACGGCCCGUGAAACACUGGCAAAUACAUGGGAAGACUAUAGGUCAAAAGCAUCAUGGAGGAUCUGUGUGUGUCAGUUUAUGGAUCGGAGAGAUCAUAUGGUUGAGAAACAGGAGAGAGUCCCUGAUAAUGCUGCAACUUUCCCUGCUUUCAUCCCAAGCGAUUUUAUGAAAAGAAGAUGCAAAAGAAAAUCAUGUAAAUCUCUGAAAGGAAGGAAAUAUGAACAUUGAUAAACAAUGACAGCUACUUAAUCAUGUAUGAUUAAAUCACAUGCAGUUUCAGUGAGUGCCAGGACUUACUUUUAUUUAUUUAUUUAUUUAUUUGCCAAGUCAAAUGUAUAAGGACAGGAUAAUGUGAACUUAUGUUUAGCAUGACAAAUGAACACAUUUUAUUUUUUCAUAUUUAACCUUGAUUGGCGUGAUAUUUUGUGCACGUUUACAUAUUUGUGCUGCAUCGCAGUAGUGUUUUUGAAGCUCCAGACUGUUAUUUUGAUAUUGAUAAUUGCUUUGUCUGUCAAGUGACUGCAAAGUGGAACUGGGGACUGUGUAUGUGCACAUCAGAAUGUUCCUAUAAAUGCUUGCAUGUAUUUCUGUAAAACUUUUGUAUUUGUGUAUGAGUAAUGGAUGAUUUCCUCUGCACACGCAGAGCGUAGGGACAUGAUCAUAUCCACUGACAUCUGAGCAGCAAACUGGUGUCCUGAACCUGAAUGUGUAGAUCAAGCUGAACAUGAACCUGAUCUGCUGACAUGAGAAACGCUGUACAGUCACAAUAUUCUGCUUCUGUGAAAACGAUCAGUCGUCCGGCUCCAUACUUCGGAUCUAUUUGCACUGUUUAUGUACUUCAGCUUUGGAGUGUUUAGGGAGUAUUUUCUGCUAGGUACUGUACUAAUGUUUUGUCUUAUGUUAUAUAUUUAUAUGAUAUGUAUUUUUUUUCUAUAUUUCUCUGUGAGAAGAAUUGCCAGCUGUUUGUAUGUGUCUCUGACUGCCUGUGUUUUAACAGUAGAUUUUUUUGUAUCAUCCACCUCUAGAUUUGGGAAGAAAACUGUUUUUAUUUGUAAAAGCCUUAUACAUUUUCUGUCCAACAGAUGUUUUAUGUGGAUGGGAACAGAUGCCUAUAAAAUCACUAGAUAAGGAGAGAGAGACAAAGAGAAAGAGUCGGUGGUGGGAGCGAGGGAGGAAGAGUAGUGGUGGGUUUGAGAAAGGAGGAGGAUUCAUUAAGAAAACGUCAGGAAGCGGCUCGACGUGCUCAGAAUAAAGUGAGUGUGAGAGCAGAAGCUGCGACGACAUAACCCAGAGAAUGACUCAUAUUCUCAACAGCUUUCAACAGGCACCCAUUUUCAACCCUUGCAUUACGUGUAGCAUUUAUUAACUGUGAAAUACUAGGUAUCUAAAAAUCAACAACUUUGUAGUAUGACUCCUUAUGAGAGACGCUGUGAUAAUACAGAUUAUGAUUGUGGAAUAAUUAGCCGAAUCAUGGAUAUUAGACAGAUCUACCUCGUUCAGAACACACCAGCCCAGCCCUCCGAGGCUCAUCGCACACGAUUUCUUCUCAUCCAGCUCAAAGUAUGCAAGAUAUUUUUAUUUAUAAGACAUUCGCUUCAACAUCUUUCUCACUAAGACAAAUUAUCAGAUUAUCAAACACACAUGAUCCAAAACACAAAUAAUAAACAGACAUAUAUAUAUAUAUAUAUAUAUAUAUAUAUUUUAUUUAUUUAUUUUUUAAAAACCACACACAAUAUAACAUAUUUACAUAAAAUGCUUGGCACUCCCUGUAUUUCACUUUCUAUUCUGUUUCAGACCUUCAUUUUUAGGGCAGACAUACAUUAGAGUUAAGCACAUUGUUUUUGUGAAUCUCAUUGUAAAUAAAUGUAUUUAUACUUUCA